Molecule: messenger RNA, 873 nt
Organism: Fusarium mangiferae
Lineage: Eukaryota; Fungi; Ascomycota; Sordariomycetes; Hypocreales; Nectriaceae
Exons: 5
Coding region: 1-873 (290 amino acids)
Source: RefSeq, a predicted model, not a curated record
AUGAACUUAAUAUCUUUUCAUUCGAUCUUGCUAUUCGUUUCAGCCUGUCUGGCGGCAGAUGCUCAGGUUGCCUGGCGUCUGGAGCGUAACACCAAGGUCUCUUCAUUAGUAGCAAGAGACACCAAUGGCACUGUCAUUGCGGAGACAUGUAGCAGUACAAUUUACGCAAAACACCCUAUCGACUUCUCAAAUGUUGAUGAAAUCGAUGGUAGUGGAAACUUCACCGUUGGUAAUGCUACCUACAUGGUUCAUAGCAACCCUGACUGGUCUGGGGGACCUGCAUGCUCUCGGACUUUCAACCCACAAUACAUUCUUGUCCUGUGCUCGGGAGUCAGCUGGGAUGCUGCUGAUGCCGUUGGUGACAAGCCAAGAGCCUGCUUUACUGAGAGUCCUACGAAUGGCGAACUGCAGUUCCUGCAGAACAAGACUCUGAAUGACGCGAGUCAGAUGCACAAGCGAGGCUGGUGGGAUAAGUUUAAAAACAAAAUGCGGGACGCCUUUUCGACCACAGAAAGAGAGCUUGAUGGGGAUGGAAAUCCUCGCCAGCAUUAUUUCCACCAGCAGAUAUCGGAACCCAUCCGCUGCGGCAACAGCCAGGGCUGUACCGUCGGCAAGACAGAUUCGGAGUCCUUCAGUGUUGGGGCCACUUUCAGCAACGAAACUGUCUGCAUUUGGUACAAUACCGCCCACACGACUUACACCGUGAAAGACACUACACGCGCGCCAGGCGAGUAUAAAAAAACGACGAGCAUCUAUGACAUUUCUUCUCCCAACAAGAACAACAAGGGCGGCGAUUACUACUGUGUGGUCGGUCACUGUAAAGCCAAGGGCGAUAGUUGGUGGGACAGGAAUGGCCGUCGUGGCGGUCCUUAA